This is a messenger RNA of Didymodactylos carnosus, 2415 nucleotides long. The record is from the annotation of a GenBank genome assembly. Lineage: Eukaryota; Metazoa; Rotifera; Eurotatoria; Philodinida; Philodinidae.
AUGGGAAAACAUCGUGAUCGUUCAACGAAGGAAACCGAUGAUUUACAUCCAAAUCAUAGCAGAUUUAAAAGUCGUCAUUUGAAAAAACAUGUUUUGUCUCUGAUAUCACCAUUAUCGCCUCCACCAAUGCAUCAACGAAGUUAUUCUCCAUCAAGAUCACCAUCAAACGGUUCAUCAAAACGCCAACGGAGUAAUUCAAACCAUCGACAUCAACGUCCACAUUAUAAUUCUCAAUCAACUCCACCAAGCAGUAGUUUAUCGUCUCCAAAUCCAAUAUCUAUUAAACAACAACAACAAUUAAUUCAGAAUACAAUAGAAGAUCCAUUGCUUCUUAAUAAUGCUGGUCCAAAAGCGAAAGAAUUUGCCGAAACAGCGAGAAAAUUAUUAAGUAAUCCAGAUUUAGAUCCAGCAACUCAACAAAUUGUAAGAGCAAUGACACAAGCAGCUGUGAAUGUAAAAAAAAGGUUGAAUGAAGCUAAUAAUGGGCAUGAAGAUGCAACAACAGCAGCAGCUUUAUUAUCACCUACAUUAUCGACUGGAAGCUCCUCAUCGAUACCAACAACACCGCAACAAUCAUUCUCAAAUAGUAAACAUUUCUCUUCAUAUGAUACUCACUCAUCAAUGUCAACAACACUAAAUAAUGGCGAAAUACGUGAAGAAUUCGAUUUUAAAGGAGCUAUUGAACACGCAAUAAGUUUAAAUCAACAAGGUCAAACAAACGAAGCUCAAAAACUUUUAAAUUUAAUGCAUGAAAAAAUGUCACAUCACAAAGAACAUUCUUAUCAACAACAGCACGAAUCUCGUCAAUGCAACAACAGUGAAACACACAAUCAGUCUCAUACCGGUGAAUAUCAGUAUCAGAAACACCUAUCACAAGUAGCACCAUCACUUUCUUAUCCUACAGGUGCGAACAACAAUAGUGAUCAUCAAUUGUUUCUUCCUUCGAAAGACUAUUCGUCAAGUGGAACAUCAUUCAUGCCGCCAACACAAGCCUCAUUACCGCGUUUAGAUCAAGUUAAUGAAUUAUUAUCAAAUCCAACAGAAUUAAGACAUAUUUUAAACAAAGUUUUUGGCGGUAAUACUCAACCACCAUUACCUUCGAGCACUCCUCCUCCAUUACCGAUGGAACCACCGCCUCCAUUUCAUUCAACGAACAGUAACUUUUACCCACCAAUUGGUCAUCCGCCGAUUAACUCACAUCAUGAUAAUAACAAACAACAAAAUCAUCAUUUUAACAACAGUGAGAUGGGAUCAACAAGUUUACCGUACCUACCAUUAAUAAAUUCCCCUAACAUGGCAUAUCGUUCACAACUCACUAUGCCUACGCCAUAUAAUCGUCAACCUCCAUUCAUCUCUCCUCCAAUGGCGCCAACAACAAAUUCAACAAAUAAUCAUCUUAUUCUACCUCCACCUCCUGUUUCAUUUUUUAAUCGUCCUCUAUUACCCAACUCUCACUUUUUUCCGCCACCUCAACAAGAUCGAAUAUUACCUUCACAAAUGUCAAGACUUUCGUUACCACCUCCGCGAUUACCACAUAUUGAUUCGCAACAACAUUCGAAUCAUAUACAAUCACUAGAUAAUUCUUAUCAGAUUUCACAAACAAAACAAGUUGUUCCAGUAUCCCCACCACAACAACAAUUAUCAACUCCUUAUAAUUCAUCAUUGGCAUUUAUGCAAUGUGCUUCAUCACCUUAUUCUCGUCCUAAUUCACGUUUAUCCACAAAUCAACAACAACAGCAAAAUCGCUGUUUUUCAUAUAGAAAUGCAAAACAAAAACAAACAAAUCGUUCAUUUUCAUUUUCGUCUUCAUCUACAGUGGGAAACAUUAAUAACAAUGAGCCAUUAAUAAAAAACCAUGAUUCAAGUUCAGUUUUCGAAUCGAUUGUAGAAGAAAAAAAUGAUAACGAAAAUAAUCUACAACAAUCACAGAGUAACCAUUUGAACGAUGAUUAUGACUAUUAUCUUGAUAGCGAUCCUGGUUGUUCUGAUUUGGCUACUUACGAAGAAGGUCAAAUAAGUGAUAAUGACGAUUCUCAACAACAAUAUUCAAUUAUUAAUGGUAAUGAUAAUUUGGGAGAUGAUAUAACAAAAUUUCUUUUUCGCUGUGAUAUUUGUGGUAUUGGUUUUUUAAGUCAGGAUUCAUAUCAGAAACAUGUGCAAUCACACGUCAAGUGUAAAGAAUCCAAUUGUUUGUACAUAGCGUCCAAAAAACUUGUUCGAAUUCAUCAUCAAAAUUUUCAUGAGACUGGUCUUUGGGAUCGUGUUGGUAACGUGAAUACAGCUGAAGAUAUAGCUCGUUAUAUUUUGGAACGUCGAAAAAAUUAUCCAACCAGUGAAAAUGUAAAUAAAAAAAUGAAAUAUACCAACGAAAAAUGUGAGAGUAGCAAUAUUUUAGAAGCACAACAUUUUGGGUGA